This is a messenger RNA of Carassius carassius (crucian carp), 1698 nucleotides long. RefSeq names its product RING finger protein 122-like. Gene Ontology annotation, cellular component: endomembrane system. The record is from RefSeq and is a predicted model, not a curated record. Bases 446 to 844 code for a protein of 132 amino acids. Gene Ontology annotation, molecular function: ubiquitin protein ligase activity; zinc ion binding. NCBI's taxonomy places the organism in Eukaryota, Metazoa, Chordata, Actinopteri, Cypriniformes, Cyprinidae. The transcript has 6 exons.
GGGGAGAGCGAGGAGGGGGCGGGUGAAAGGAGAGCUGUGAUCCAGACAGCGAAUCACAUGAGCUGAGAUCUGUUUACAAACUGAGCAGGAGAGAAGUCAUCGGCACCAUUAUGUGGAGGCAGGGCUGCUGUAAAAGGCGACAGGAAACGCACAGGAAUCUCAUCACUUUGUCUAGGAAAUGCAUUUUAUCCUUUGUGUCUUUGCAGCAGAGAAGCCAGACCAGAUGGUAUGAGAAAGACACAUCUUUGAAUGGGCUGCAUUCACAAGCUCUCGCUCUGAAGGCUGUGUGCCACCGCUCUUCCUCUUCCUUUGUUACCAAGGAAAAGGCUUGAUUGUAACGUUGAGGUCGAUAAUCUUGAGUGAGGAGACUAGAGGAAAGUGGCUGACGGCAAGAAGGGAAUGCCUAUGUGACGCAGAAUAACAGAUUACAGACAGUUUCUGCAAAAUGACCUCAGACAUCACCGGCCGUCUUCCACUCAAUGUCUAUGUCAUCAUUCUUGGAAUAGGCCUCUUCAUUUUCAUGUUGAGCAUGAUCUUCUGUUGCUACCUGUUCAGAUUGAGGAGACAGGGUACACAAGGACAAUAUGGAUAUAAUGAGGUCAUUCUAAAAGGUCCAGGGAAAAAAUUGAGUCUUCUUGGACAGACCUGUGCAGUUUGCUUGGAAGAGUUUCGAAGCCGGGAUGAAUUAGGGGUUUGCCCCUGUUCUCAUGCGUUUCACAAAAAGUGUCUGGUGAAAUGGCUGGAAAUUCGCAGCGUCUGCCCCAUGUGCAACAAGCCCAUCUGCAGGCUCCAGCCAGACCCUCCGCAGGGGGCCGAGGGGCCCCAGAACCCCCUGGACGUGUGACAUAAGAGGGGUGACACAGCUCAGAGAUAGGCAGGCUCUCAUUCAUCUAAGAACAGCAUUAGAAAUAUUACACUACUGGGGUGGGUGGACUAGUCCCAAAUUAACAACAACCGUCCCUGUCCAGCAAUCAGCAGAUUUCUCCUGCAUAGAUGGGUUUGGGAUUUUCCCAGUAGAACUGAACUUACGUGCCGUGUUUUUGGUCAUAAUGUAGCUUGCAGCAAGAUAAAUUGAUCACUUGUGGACUCCAAACAGACAAAUAUUCAGACCAGGACAGUUGCACAAAACAUGAGGUCUGAACUGACACUGUGCAAUAUAUGUGAAUUUACAGAAGUCCUCUAAGAUAGACUGUGGUAACUAUUACUACCAUAAAGAGUCAUGUUUAGGAAGACCCAGUUACAGAAUCCAAAGUGAGGAGCAGUUCACUGGCUGACCUUAAGGAUCUGUGAGCUCAUCGGAUAAUACUCUUGCCAAUAUUUUGAUGUUUGACACUCAGAAAUGUGUUUAUUUAGAGUCAGGUAGGUGUUUUGAGUGCUUAAGAGAGCUCAUGGCCUUGAUAAGGAGAACCCACACUGUAAUGUAGAACCCUCAGGGUCAGACUGAAUGAUAUUCGGCCUAAUUUAAGUUAAUGGGAUAGUUCAGGAAAAAAUACUAUGGAAGUCAAUGGCAACCACCAACUGUUUGAUUACCAGCAAACUUCAAAAUAUCUUCUUUUAAGUUCAACAUAAGAAACCAACUCCUACAGGUUUUGAACGACAUGAGGGUUAGUAAAUGAUGACAGAAUUUUCAUUUUUGGGUGAACUAUCCCUUUUACUGUUUUGUACUGUAUAUUGCUCUCAAUAAAAGUUAUGAUGGAA